AGUGAUGAUGAUCAGCACCACUCUCAGCUACAUGCACACAUUGUGACAUCAUCAUGAUGACAUCACCACACUCCACACCUCUGGUAUAAGUUGCUGCGUUUCAUGUGUUUGUGCUCAUUUGAUCUGAGACGCCGAGACAGUAAGCAGCAUGAACAUGUUCUCCUGUUGGACUCUUCCAUCUGACCAAGACGAGCCGCACAGGCGGGUAAACCAACCGGAGAAGAAGGUAAAGAAGAGAAAAUGGUGGCAGAGAUGCCAGAAGGUAGAGAUGCAGGACAGGGAGGGUGAGAAGGGAAACAGGGUAAAGGGUGAAGAGAUGGAGCAAGGAGUGGAGCAGAAGGUUUUAGAGGACCAGGCAGACCAAACACCAAUGAUGGAGAAGCAGGGGGUUCUGGGAAAAAACAAACCUGAGAAGAAAGUAAAGAAGAGAAAAUGGUGGCAGAGACGCCAGAAGGUAGAGAUGCAGGACGUGGAGGGUGAGAAGGGAAAUGAGGUAAAGGGUGAAGAGAUGGGGCAAGGAGUGGGGCAGAAGGUUUUAGAGGACCAGGCAGACCAAACACAAAAGAUGGAGAAGCAGCAGGUGGUUCUGGGAAAAAACAAACCUGAGAAGGUAGAGAUGCAGGUGGCCCCACAGGACCUGGUGGAAGAACCAGAACAGGUCGUUCUAAAGGACCAGAGGAGUAAACCAGUAGACAAGGUGGUUCUGGUUUUUGAGAUUGAGAUGAAGAAAUUAGAGCAGGUGGACCCAGUGGAGCAGGUGGACCCAGUGGAGCAGUUGGACCCAGUGGAGCAGGUGGACCCAGUGGAAAAACCUGACCAGGUCGUGAAAAAGGUAGAGAGGCAGGUGGCCCCGCUGAACCUGGUUGAAGAACCAGAGCAGGUCAUCCUGAAGAACCAGUGGAUGGGACAUGUAAAAAAUAAGAUUCAUUGCAUAGAGAAUGAGAUGAAGAAGGAGGAGAGGCAGGUGGACCCGCUAAACCUGGUGGAAGAACCAGAGCUGGUCAUCCUAAAGGACCAGGGGAAGGGACAGGUAAAAAAUAGGGUUAGUUUUAUAGAGUAUAAGCUAAAGAAGGAGGAGAGGCAGGUGGACCCAGUGAAUAAAACAGACCAGUUCGUGAAGAAGGAGGAGAGGCAGGUGGCCCCGCUGAACCUGGUGGAAGAACCAGACCAGGACAUGAAGAAGGAUCCAGCAGCUUUGGAGGACAAAAUAUGGAAACUGAAAGAGCAGAACCUGGAUAGAGGAAGCACUGAAGAUCCACUGAAGAACGUCUCCAAGGUGUCUUCAAACAAACCGGACCACGAGCAGCUGCAGGACGACGUUCUUGUUCCCCCCAUCGUUGAAGCCCAACCUGAAGAGUCCGGGGCUCUGAUGGAGAGCGCGUGUGAAGAUGAAGGUGUCCCGAUGCCGAAGUCGAGGAGAACCAGCCUGAGAACCAAACGGUUCCAGUUCUUCAAUGUCUGAAGCUGAGGUGGUGACGAUCCGGAGAUCAUCCAAUCACACGCCGACUUUUCCAACAUCAAAAUAACAAUAAAGUGCCUUCAUGAA
This is a messenger RNA of Trichomycterus rosablanca, 1546 nucleotides long. Its product is annotated as calponin homology domain-containing protein DDB_G0272472-like. Lineage: Eukaryota; Metazoa; Chordata; Actinopteri; Siluriformes; Trichomycteridae. The transcript is spliced from 4 exons. Bases 149 to 1462 code for a protein of 437 amino acids. The record is from RefSeq and is a predicted model, not a curated record.